Molecule: messenger RNA, 616 nt
Organism: Hibiscus syriacus
Lineage: Eukaryota; Viridiplantae; Streptophyta; Magnoliopsida; Malvales; Malvaceae
Product: 21 kDa protein-like
Exons: 2
Coding region: 1-615 (204 amino acids)
Biological process (GO): negative regulation of catalytic activity
Molecular function (GO): enzyme inhibitor activity
Source: RefSeq, a predicted model, not a curated record
AUGAGGAAAUUAUCUCUCGGUCGAGCCUCUCAUUGGCGAUUGGGGCUUAUACUGCCCAAUCCGGACAGUGAGGAUAAGCAUACGAGGGAUGAGCGCAACAUAUCUCGGAGCCAGCUCGAUCCAAUGGUGGACAGCGGUGGUAAAAGCAUCGAAGAUCCGGCAGCUUCCCUUUCGGGUUACGACGAUGCCAUCCAACAAGACCCAUCUUGGCUAGCUCACAUCGCCAUUGUUGUCAGCCUCUCGAAAGCCCGCCAUAUGGAAGCUUACGUCUCUAACCUCACCCGCCAAGCCAACCCACGAGCCAGCGUCGCCUUACGCGACUAUUUUUCGAACAUGGACAAUGCCGAGGACGAAAUCGAUAGCUCGUUGACGGAAAUGCGACGGCUAGUGGUUUUGGGUUCGGAGCCUUUCAAGUUACAAAUGGGGAACCUUCAAACGUGGAUGAGCGCGGCUUUGAUGGAGGAGAAGACGUCCACGGACGGGUUCGAGGAUGUGGUGGAGCGACCAUUGAAGACGGCAGUAUGUAAAAGGGCGAUGAAAAUACUGAAGAAGCUUACGAGCAAUGCUUUGGCGUUGGUUAAUAGUUAUGAAGAAAAGGUGCAAAUUAAUCAGUAAA